This is a messenger RNA of Neohortaea acidophila, 1752 nucleotides long. RefSeq names its product Di-sulfide bridge nucleocytoplasmic transport domain-containing protein. Gene Ontology annotation, biological process: nuclear envelope organization; lipid homeostasis. Gene Ontology annotation, cellular component: nuclear membrane; nuclear envelope. NCBI's taxonomy places the organism in Eukaryota, Fungi, Ascomycota, Dothideomycetes, Mycosphaerellales, Teratosphaeriaceae. The transcript has 2 exons. The record is from RefSeq and is a predicted model, not a curated record. Bases 67 to 1449 code for a protein of 460 amino acids.
GCCUUGCAUCCACUCGCUCCAGCAUUCGCUUGAUACCCGUCCGUCCCUCUCUCCUUGGAUGUCAACAUGUCGAGGUACACCAGCGAGACUCCCAUGGACUUUGAAUUCCAAAACGGCACCGGACCCCUCGACGGACGCUCGCCUUUCGCCCAAGUCUCCGCAAACUCGCAGAGGCUCCCGCAGAGCAGCCCUUCGAAAAAGAGAACCCACGGCGUGUUUGAUUCGCCUUCCAAAGCCCGACCGAUGGGUGUCCAGCCAUCCUCGCCUGAGAAACGUCUCCCACCCCUUCCCGCAGCAUACAAUACUCUUUUCAAUACUCCACGCAAGCCCCGAGACGACUUCGACGACUCCUCCGCCGGCGAGACCCCGCAAUCCGUGGAGCCCAAAGACGACAGCGACGCAACACCGGAGAACACGAAUCGGACGCGUACAUUGCUUUCACUGCAGAACAACCGGCAAGACACAGCGGGUGCACAGCGACGACGCAGUCCGACCAAGGACAGGCCAGCUUACCCACGGAGGGACAGCCUGUUGUUCCAGCUGGCAACCAAGGUCAAGAACAAAAUGUACAGCCCGGGAAGGGGAGAGCUGGUGCGAAAAGAUCAUUCGGGCGCGAUAGAGAAGAGUGUUGCCCGGCGGCGGAAGCGUGACGUGGACCAGAGAGUCGCCAAACGGAGGAGACAUAGUAUGUCGGACUCUGCAGACGACCACGAUGGAUCCUCGCGCAGUCCUCGCAAGGGCAGCAAAUCGUCGGAGGAGCUCGAUGACCGGAAACCAUACUGGGUGUCGUCCCUCUUCUCCUUCGUCGCGCAGCAUCCCACCCUCCCCAACACACUGUCGCAGUAUGCACAGUUUCUAUUCAACGUCUUCUGGCUGGGCAUCCUGGCCUACAUGACCUACUCCUUUUUGGCGGCGGUGAUGGGAGAUGUGGACAAGGCGUCGAAGGAAGCGAUGACGGACGUGAUUAGGGAGAUUGCGUUGUGCAAGGCAGACUACGAGCGAAACAAAUGCGAACGGUCGACGCGGGUGCCCGCGGUGGAGGCGGCGUGUGAGGAGUGGCACCGGUGCAUGUCUCGCGACCCCAAGAAGGUCGGGCGGGCGAUGGUGUCUGCGCGGACGUUUGCGCAGAUCUUCAACAACUUCGUCGAGCCCAUCAGCUACAAAGCCAUGGCAUUUACGUGCAUCUUGGUGUUUGGAUGCUUUGCCAUCUCCAACCUGGCCUUUGGCUUCUUCCGACACAAGAUGCAGGAGUUCCAACCCGCCGGGGGUUAUGGGCCUCCUCCACCCACUCCUCAGCGCACGUUCAGUGGACAAGAUGGGAGUUUUUACGCAGGAGGUACCCCGUGGCAUCAACCGCCGCCAGCUGGACUAUUCGAGCCGCAGCCGAGUGGGGGAUUUGGGCAGAUUGAUGGACAGGGAAGUCCUCAACGGAGGCUGGUGUACAAUUGAUCCUCGAAUUUUCUCGUAUUGCGUGCAUUUGUUUGGAGCGGUGGGAUGGAAAGGAUAGCCUAUCGCUGGCCAGAGCGUUGGACAAAGUCGAUUGCAGAUGGACGAAAUCAACGAACAAAAUGAAUGAACAAUCACGUAACGCGUGAGGACGAAAGUAGAGUGGAGGUUGAAAAUCUCUCCUUCAGUACUCGAACCCAGAAUCGCGUUUGCUGUCUGAAAGCCGGUGCGGCCCGUGCGCAGUACUUGAGCCAUGGAAGUGAACUUUUGAGGCGGGGCAGGCACGAUCAAACUUCCGCUUCGCUC